Messenger RNA from Theileria equi strain WA, 803 nucleotides. Its product is annotated as proteasome subunit alpha type, putative. Lineage: Eukaryota; Apicomplexa; Aconoidasida; Piroplasmida; Theileriidae. The transcript is spliced from 4 exons. The record is from RefSeq and is a predicted model, not a curated record. The coding region runs from base 18 to 779 and encodes 253 amino acids. Gene Ontology annotation, cellular component: proteasome core complex; nucleus; proteasome core complex, alpha-subunit complex. Gene Ontology annotation, biological process: proteasome-mediated ubiquitin-dependent protein catabolic process.
ACUUUAUUUUCUGAAAAAUGUUCACCUCGAGGAGCGAGUAUGACCGCGGUGUCAACACCUUUUCGCCGGAAGGUCGCCUGUUUCAGGUGGAAUACGCCCUAGGGGCCAUGAAAUUGGGAAGUACAGCCCUUGCCAUCGCCACUAAAGAAGGAGUUAUAUUCGCUUCGGAACGUAGGUCCACAUCUCAGCUCCUGGAGUUUGUCUCGCUCGAGAAAAUUAUGGAAAUCGAUGAUCACGUCGCCUGCACAAUGAGUGGACUUAUUGCAGACGCCAAAACACUCGUGGAUCACGCAAGAUCAGAGUGUGUCAAUCACACAUUUGUCUACAAUGAGAAAAUGCCCAUCAAGUCAUGUGUGGAAGCAAUAGCCGAUAUUGCCCUCGAGUUUUCAGAUGUAUUCGAUAGUAAAAAGAAAAAGACAAUGAGUAGACCAUUUGGAGUGGCCUUGCUUGUAGGUGGCGUAGAUGCUGAAGGCCCAGUUGUAUGGUGUGUAGAUCCAUCGGGAACGAUUAUAAAGUACAAGGCUGCAGCCAUAGGAUCCGCACAAGAGGGUGCAGAAGCAAUUUUACUGCAAAGAUAUCAUGACGAUAUGUCUCUUCAAGAGGCCGAAAUAUUGGUUUUAGAGAUACUUCGUCAAGUUAUGGAGGACACCAUGACUGUGAAGAACAUUGAAAUGGCGAGAAUCACUGUAGAUGAUGUGAAAUAUCGCGAAUAUGAUGAACAGACACUAGAGCAGAUUAUUGCAAAGCUCCCAGCACGUGAAGCUGUAGAAAUGGAAUGACCAUUUAACACAUAAGUACGUACA